Gryllus bimaculatus (two-spotted cricket) is the source of this 2916-nucleotide messenger RNA. NCBI's taxonomy places the organism in Eukaryota, Metazoa, Arthropoda, Insecta, Orthoptera, Gryllidae. The record is from the annotation of a GenBank genome assembly.
UUUGUCUUGUAGUUCUUCGAAGAAGGUGCAAGGAUAGAGCGCGCCACUUUAACAUCCAGCAGUCACCAUUUCCAGAGUUUUAAGAUCGUGUAAUACUUUGUAAGGUGGUUAAGGCCCAAGAACAUGUAAAAUGAAUGCCUUGGUCCAAAGUUUGCCAUUACCAAAAAUCGUUUAUAACAGCUGAAAAGUAUGCUUCUGACUACCUAAUUGUGUCCUUUCCUGUGCUGUCCUUGAAAUAUUUCUUCGCAAACUUGUUAGAGGGAGCUGGAAAGGUGAGGACAGAGGCGAAUGAGGUUAUGGACACUGAUGUUCCAGAAGUGUCACGUUGUGUAAAAAAUUCUGAAAGACAAAAUGCCUAGACAAAGAAGGUACAACACAAGAAGAGCAUCUCAAUUGCAGAGGAUUCGCUCCACUCCGUUUACUGUCUUGAGGGAUUUGUCAUUUUUACCAAGACUGAGAUCCCAAGCAAGAAGGAUUGCUAGGAGUGUGGCAUCUGAAAUAGAGACCACAGAAGAAGCCAGUAGUUCUUCGUCUGCCACAGUGGAUCCAUCCAACAGCGAAAGUAGUAUUGAUUGGGAGAGUAGUGAGGAUUCAAUGUCAGAAAACAAUGUUGAACAUGUCGGUCCUGGUGAAGCAGUGCUGCGCCUGCCUGCUCAUUUGAGGGAAAGUGCAUUCUUCAGCGAUGGCUCCGACGAUGAAUUUUUCGAAGGCUUUGGUGACGAAGACGAUGACAAUGACAUAGGAAUGGAUCGCAUCGCAGAAGUUAUUGUCUAUUUGGAGUCUGGCGACCGUCCAAACUACGACGGUACUGCAACUAAUUCAAGGGAUCAAGUGGAUGAUUUUUUGUCUGAUGACGAGGAUAUCCCUGACGAUCCUUUCCAAAGAGAGCUGCGAGGUUCCAUGCCAGAGCCAAGAAUGUCAUUGCAUGCAGCUGCAUUGCGAGGAAACACUAAGGAGCUCAGGCGGUGGAAAAAUUGGAGAAUAAGUUUGAACGGAGGCAAAGCCCAGGAGGACACGCCCUUGCAUUGUGCGGCUCGCGCAGGUGAUGUGGGAACAGUUGAAGAGCUUAUAGAACAGGGUGCCUCAAUCUCUGCCACUAACAUGUUUCAUCAUUCCCCAUUGGAAAUUGCUGCAAGAUAUGGUCACACUGCAGUUGUGAAGACUCUCCUGGAGCAUGGUGCUGGUGAAGACCCCGAUGAAAUAGAACGUGCCUACGAAGCCACUAAGAGUUGGGCAGUUGUUAAAACACUUACAUCACAUGAUGAUGUUUUUCUUGAAGAUGUGUCUCCCGAGCAAGUACAUCUGGAUGCUCCAUGGGUGAAUCAAAUGCUGUUCCGAGUAGUUCAGCAAGGAAGAGUCAAUAUAUUGAGAGGUCUUCUGAAUAUGGGUGCAAAUGCCAACUGUAAUGGGAUUCUCGGAUGGACUCCUCUUCAGAUUGCAGUGCGUCGCUGUCACAUUCGGUGUGUAUCUGCGUUAUUGGAAGGAGGUGCAGAUGUCAAUGGCAGAGAUGAUUUUAUGUGGACUGCUUUACACUAUGCUGCGCGAGACGGCCACCAUGAUAUCGCACUACUUCUCCUUAAAGCGGGAGCAGAUGUGUUGGCAAGAUGUCGAACAGGACGGACACCAAUUGCAGUAACCACCGACGAAGCUACUCGCCAUCUACUACAAAAUUACAACGACUCUUAGUAAAAUAUUAUUGAUUUAAAAAUUGAUUGUUCUUACAUGUGAUUGGAUAGUGUUUCUCUUUGAGAGACAGUUAUCUGUGGAAAGGACAUUCCUAGAGUGUCUGAUAAAAUACAAACCUUCAAUGAAACAUGUUUUCAUUGGUUGUAGGUUUUCCUGGUUGAUUGUUAACUCGAGAGUCGUGUUGGUUUUUAUUUGGUGCUUUUUUAUAAUGCAGCAAAAAAAUACUCGAUAAGAGAUUAUCAAACAUUGCCUUCAUAGUGUUUCAGUCAAUAUUGUAAAGUAAUGUAAAAUGACCAAAGAAAUAAAACUUUAUCCAGAUAUAACCAAAGUACUGAAUCUGAAGUGAGAAAUGAGUUAUGAAAGAAAACUUUCUAUAUCUGUUCUCGUGAAUAACACAAGGAAAGAUCAUUAUCUUGUAAAAGAAAUCUGAAGAAAACUUUGUAAAGUGAAUAUUUACAAUAAAGGGACUGAUCAAAAUAAAAUGUGUAAGAAUUUAAGAAGAAAAUAUGAUAAAUAUUUUUAUUAUUUAAUUCUUAAUAUUACAGAAAAUUAUUUUUUCCAGAAAAUUCGCUUUGACUUUGUUUACUUUUAUUGUUUGGUUUGAAUUCUGAGUGGAAAAACUAUUGAAAAUGUGAUAAUUAAUUGGCAUAGGAAAUUUAAGUGAUACAAAUGCUACUAUCGUUAAAAAAUCUGAGGAAUUGUAUACAAUGUUUUCAAAAAGAGUAGCAUUGCAAUUUCUGUAUUUGAGAGAAGAUAUUUGCAGAUUUCACUGAAUUGUAGGUUUCAAUUCAAAGAAGAAUGAGUUCCUUGAACAAUGUUUGAUUAAUAAAAUUAAAGUAAAAAAGUAUUGAUGUACGAGUGAAAUUGAAUAAUUUGAACAUAGUUUCAAUCCUGAAGGAAGAUGGUUUUAACAAAAAUUAUCAAUCGUAGUCUCAGGUUUUCAUUAUGUUUUACGCAUUAUGGUUUCUGUUGUACAUCAAACUGCCUUUUGGUUCCAUAGAAACAACUUGUUAUCAGUCGUUCCAAAACUGAUUAUUUGUCUGUGAUUCUGAUGGUGAAGUGAUGCUAAGAGAGAAAUCAAAUUGUGUAUGAACAUUGCAAAUAAGACUAAUUUCUAAUAUAUUUUGUUUGCGUAUCAUAUUGCUAUUGAAAUCUUAUUGUAUUGAGAAUAUAAUGUUAGCUAUAAUGUAAUUUAGUUUAUUAAUAAAGUGUUAAAAUUUUUAUGUGAUA